Messenger RNA from Zygotorulaspora mrakii, 2118 nucleotides. RefSeq names its product glutamate--tRNA ligase GUS1 (gene GUS1). The transcript has a single exon. Bases 1 to 2118 code for a protein of 705 amino acids. Lineage: Eukaryota; Fungi; Ascomycota; Saccharomycetes; Saccharomycetales; Saccharomycetaceae. Gene Ontology annotation, cellular component: cytoplasm; cytosol; methionyl glutamyl tRNA synthetase complex. Gene Ontology annotation, molecular function: glutamate-tRNA ligase activity; ATP binding. The record is from RefSeq and is a predicted model, not a curated record. Gene Ontology annotation, biological process: translation; glutamyl-tRNA aminoacylation.
AUGUUAGUAAUAAAUGGUAAGGCACCGGUCGUGGCCUACUCAGAGAUAAUUGCUGCCCGCAUUGUCAAUGGUGUAAACGCUGGUGCGAUCAAGAUUGAAUUUGUAGAUGAUAAAAAAGCUUCUCCAGCUGUAUUCAAUGAUGAUUCCAGUGAGGUAUUUAAUAAGAUAAUCAAGGACUUCCCAGAUGCUUUCUCUCAAGGCUUCAAUGAAGAAGUGAGCAACUGGAUCAAAAUUUCCCGCGAAGAUUUAGUCAUCAAGAACUUUCAAAAGCUGGCUCAAUCGCUGGAGAAACUAGAUACUGCGCUGAACUUGAAGACUUUCGUGUUAGGUGGAUUGGAUUACUCACCUGCUGAUAUCGCCUGCUGGGGUGCUUUGAGAUCCAAUGGAAUGGUGGGAUCAAUUAUUAAAAACAAGGUGUACGUUAACGUUUCACGUUGGUAUACAUUACUUGAGCUUGACCCAGCUUUUGGAGGUGCUCACGAAUUCUUAUCCAAGUCAUUGCAAGAUUUAAAAAAGGCUUCCAAUGUAGGUAAAAAAAAAGAGGGACACAAGGCUAAUUUUGAAAUUGAUUUGCAAGAUGCCAAAGUAGGGGAAGUUGUUACUCGUUUCCCUCCUGAGCCUUCUGGAUAUCUACAUAUUGGUCAUGCAAAAGCGGCUUUGCUUAAUCAGUACUUUGCUCAAGAAUACAAGGGUAAACUUAUUGUUAGGUUCGAUGAUACCAAUCCUUCAAAGGAGAAAGAAGAAUUUCAAGAUUCUAUCUUGGAAGAUUUAGACCUGUUAGGUAUUAAAGGUGAUAAAAUCACUUACUCAUCUGAUUAUUUCCAAGAAAUGUAUGAUCUGUGUAUUCAGAUGAUUAAAGAAGGGAAGGCAUACUGUGACGAUACACCAACUGAGAAAAUGAGGGAAGAACGUAUGGAUGGUAUUGCAUCCGCUAGAAGAGACCGUUCAGUUGAAGAGAAUUUAAAACUCUUCACUCAAGAAAUGAAAAAUGGUACUGAGGAAGGAUUGAAAAACUGUGUUCGUGCUAAGAUCGACUAUAAAGCUUUGAACAAAACUCUGAGAGAUCCUGUUAUUUAUAGAUGUAAUUUAACCCCUCACCAUAGAACGGGGACUGAGUGGAAAGUUUACCCAACUUAUGAUUUCUGUGUCCCUAUUGUUGAUGCUUUAGAAGGCGUGACACAUGCUUUACGUACUAUUGAGUACAGAGACCGUAACGCUCAAUACGACUGGAUGCUCAAUGCUUUAAAUUUGAGAAAAGUUCAUAUCUGGGAUUUUGCUCGUGUAAACUUCGUUAGAACUCUGCUGUCCAAGAGAAAGCUACAAUGGAUGGUUGACAAGAAUCUUGUCUCCAACUGGGAUGAUCCAAGAUUCCCAACGGUUAGAGGUGUAAGAAGAAGAGGUAUGACAGUGGAAGGUUUAAAGAACUUUGUUUUGUCUCAGGGCCCCUCCAGAAAUGUCAUUAAUUUGGAAUGGAAUUUGAUCUGGGCUUUCAAUAAGAAAGUGAUUGAUCCUAUCGCUCCAAGAUUGACUGCUGUUGUUAACCCAGUAAAGAUUCAUUUGGAAGGCGAUGAUGUUCCUAAAUUUCCUAAGACUGAAUUGAAACCCAAACACAAGAAGAAUCCAGACGUUGGUACAAAAAAGGUCAUCUACUCAAGCGAUAUUGUCAUUGACAAGGAUGAUGCCGACGUUCUUGAAGUAAAUGAGGAGGUCACACUGAUGGACUGGGGAAACGUCAUCAUCACAAAGAAAAACCCAGAUGGCUCAAUGGUUGCGAAAUUACACUUAGAGGGUGAUUUCAAAAAGACCAAGUAUAAGUUAACAUGGUUGGCUGAUACAGCAGAUUCUGUUAAGGUUGAUUUGGUUGACUUUGACCACUUAAUCAAUAAAGACAAGUUGGAAGAUGAUGAUAGCUUUGAAGAUUUCCUUACUGAACAAACAGAGUUUCAUACUGAUUCCAUUGCUGAUUUGAACGUUAAAGACUUGAAGGUCGGUGACAUCAUUCAGUUUGAAAGGAAGGGCUAUUACAGGCUAGAUGCUUUGCCAAAAGACGGUAAGCCAUAUGUAUUCUUCACAAUUCCAGAUGGUAAAGCAGUAAAUAAGUAUGGUGCUAAGAAAUGA